AUGACAAUUACCUGAAGCUUUCGGUCCUCCAGAGAGUGGAAAAAUCGUGGAAACCGAGGUCUCAGUGGUAAUUCGCGUUGGUAACGCGAGGGAGUACGUGGGGAUUGUCAUUUGAAUGUUGUGAGGGUGGACAAUUGAUACUGUUGAUUAGCCGGAUCAGUGCUGAUUAGAAUGGCUGCUAUUUCUUCCUUCAGUGCUUUGCAAAUUGCACAGAAGAAAACUGUCCUGUCGUUGGCUCCAGUUGCCCUCCAGCACUGUCAGUACUCCGAUCUACCUCGAAUAAUAAAAAAUCCAACGACCGUGUCUUUGAAGAGAGGAACAGGUGGAAGAAGUUCAUUCAAUGGCAUCGUCUGCACUGUCUUCGGUAACACUGGCUUCCUGGGGCGCUACCUUUGUAAUCGAUUGGGGAAAAUUGGCACCCAGAUCAUUUUGCCCUAUCGAGGCGACCACUAUGGCUCUAUGCGCCUAAAACUCACUGGAGACCUGGGGCAAGUUCUGUUUCACCCCUUCCAGCUCACCGAUGAGGAUUCAAUCAGAAAGUGCAUCAAGUACUCGAACGUCGUGAUUAAUCUGAUUGGACGUGACUGGGAGACGAAGAACUUCAAGUUCGAUGAUGUUCAUGUUCAUGGAGCGAGGAGACUUGCCAGGUUGGCGAAGGAAGCUGGGGUCGAAAGGUUUAUUCAUGUCUCAGCCCUCAGUUGCAGCCCAAAUCCCGAGCCCAUCCUCCUGCCAAAGGGCUCAGGGUUCUUCAGGUCGAAGUGGGAGGGUGAACAAGCCGUGAAGGCCGAAUUCCCAGAGGCCACCAUCGUCAGACCUGCGACGAUCUAUGGGCAGGAGGACAGGUGGAUCAAUGUUUACUGUACGUUCCCGAGAAGGCACUUGAGGGGCACUCCUUUGUGGAAAAAGGGUGAGAAAACCGAAAAGCAACCGAUUUGGGUUGGCGACGUGGCUGCUGGAAUCACUGCCCUAGUGCGAGACCCAUCGACGGCUGGAAAAACUUAUCAAUUUGCUGGUCCUCAGCGAUACAAACUUGCAGACCUCGUCGACUGGAUGAACUUCAUGAUCAGAAGAGAAGCGGUAGAAUAUGGAUACAGGAGAUUGGACCUUAAGAACUGCCCCUUUUUCAAAUUAAAAGUCAAUCUGUUUGAGGGUCUGAGCCCAGGAUACCCAGUGGGAAAUCUCCACUGGGAUGGCUUGGAGAAGGAACACACAUCCGACAUUCUCGUCCCCGAGCUCCCAACCCUGGAGGACAUCGGCAUUUCCCCCUGCACAAUGGAGUCGCGAAUAGCCUGGGAGUUGAGACCUUUCAAGCAAAUGGCUUUCUACACGGAGAGCAUCGGUGAAUUCCAAGACCCCAAGCCACCAAAGCCCAUCAACGUGAGCCCAGCUUAACAAAGCAACUGUAAUAACAAAAUAAAGUCAAAAAUUUACGAAUCAUCAUGAUUGUAGUCAGAAUAAAGGUCAAUCUGCACCUUCUGGUGGGGUUGUUACAACUGCUACCUUAUUAUUACUCUUUGUUUAUAAAUCAUUGAAGAAAAUUUGUAGCGACACUUGCGAUCGGAGUUUAUGUAAUAUAUCAGCGAGUUGCGAAGAUGAA
Diachasmimorpha longicaudata is the source of this 1597-nucleotide messenger RNA. It is a transcript of the gene ND-39, whose product is annotated as NADH dehydrogenase [ubiquinone] 1 alpha subcomplex subunit 9, mitochondrial. The record is from RefSeq and is a predicted model, not a curated record. Gene Ontology annotation, cellular component: mitochondrion. The transcript has 7 exons. The coding region runs from base 172 to 1392 and encodes 406 amino acids. NCBI's taxonomy places the organism in Eukaryota, Metazoa, Arthropoda, Insecta, Hymenoptera, Braconidae. Gene Ontology annotation, molecular function: protein-containing complex binding.